Molecule: messenger RNA, 2205 nt
Organism: Tremella mesenterica DSM 1558
Lineage: Eukaryota; Fungi; Basidiomycota; Tremellomycetes; Tremellales; Tremellaceae
Exons: 12
Coding region: 1-2205 (734 amino acids)
Molecular function (GO): RNA binding; 5'-3' DNA helicase activity; ATP hydrolysis activity
Source: RefSeq, a predicted model, not a curated record
AUGACUAAACUUAAUUCAAACCGACCACUCCUUCUUCCCCUCCCUCCGUCCGAUCCAACUCUCACAACUUUCUUCGACAAACAUGCCUCUUUGUUGAAAUUGGAAAGAGAUACAGAAGAAGAACAAACCAAGUUGUUAAAUUCUAAUUGUCCUCCUACUUUAUUGGAAAGACGUGGUUUGGCUUUGGGUGGUUUGGGUGUUAAGGGUGUUAAUACCGGUUUAGGAGGGAAGACAUUGAUGCAGCUUUGUAGACCAUCUGCAUAUCAUACGGAUCUCAAAUUACCUACUCAUACUUUCCGCGCAAAGAUGAAGCAAAAAGAUAAAGACGAGGGCAGCGUAGAAGGGAUAGUAUAUCGCGUGACUGGCGAAACAGUUACGAUAGCUGUGGACGGUACCAAGGAAAUUGAUCUCCCUGAGCGUCUACGUUUAUUGAAGCUGGCAAACUCGGUGACUUUUGAUCGUAUGGACAAAACUCUUGAAAGAUUGCGCAAACUCGUACUCCCCUCACAAGGAGAAUCACCGACGAAUGCGUUCAACAUGUCUCUGAUCAACUGUUUGUUGGGUAAACAACAACCUACCUGGCUGGACGAGAUACCUCCUCGACUAGAUCAAGAGACAAAACAAGAAGAAUUGAUGUUUUUCGGUGAGAAAUUGAAUGAGGUACAGAAAGAGGCUAUUCGGUUCUGUUUGAAAGCCGAAUAUGUCGCUUGUAUACACGGACCACCAGGUACUGGCAAAACACACACAUUAGUCGAACUAAUCUUCCACCUCCUGUCUCGACCCGCCUCCCCUUCUUCCUCCCUACCUCCACGUAUCUUAGUUACGACACCCUCCAAUCUCGCCCUUGACAACCUUCUCUUACGACUUCACGCUCUGGCACAACACCCACCAUAUUCUUCUGUCCUCCCUCGAGGAUCGAUCUUGCGUAUAGGUCAUCCCACGAGAGUACAUCGAGAUUUAGUUUCUGAAACACUGGAUUAUCGCGCUGCGAAUGGAGAGGAUGGGUCGUUGUUGAGAGACAUCGGGAAAGAGCUGGAUGGACAUCUGGGAGAUUUGGCGAGGAAAAAAGGUGAAAGAGGGGCUGUCAAGGGGAAAGAGAGGGGAAAGAAAUGGGAAGAGAUUAGAGAGUUGAGGAAAGAAUAUCGUCAAAGAGAAGGCAAAGUGGUCACCAACGUAGUCAACAGAGCUAUGGUCGUCCUUGCCACAUGUCACUCUGCCGGAUCUCGUCAAUUAGCCAAUACGAUCUUUGAUGUUUGUAUAAUCGAUGAAGCUACUCAAGCCGUUGAGGCUGUAUGUUGGGUACCCAUCUUGAAAUCGAAGAAAGUGAUUCUUGCUGGUGAUCCACAGCAGCUUCGCCCGACCAUCAUGAGUAAACCCGGCAAGACCGUUAAACAACCCAUCAUCGCCCCGUCCCCCGAAGAAAUCGCCACUAUCUCCACCGAACUGACGAAGGUCGAUAUCGCCCGUCCUACUCUCACACCGCCCCGCACACUCGAAACAACUCUCUUCGACCGACUCGAAAGACUUUAUGGUCCCGGUAUCAAGCAAGUCCUUCAGGUGCAAUAUCGCAUGAACGCCCAUAUCGCUUCUUUUCCCUCUUCGGCAUUGUACGAGGGUAAACUCGUUGCUGAUCAAUCUGUGGCCUUGCAUACUUUACUUGAUCUCCCCGAUGUGAAGGCUGAUGAGCCGGACGCAAAGGAGACUCUGGGGGAGACCGUGGUGUUUUUCGACACUGCCGGUUGUGAGUAUUAUGAGAAAGAUGAAGGGGGCGAUAAUGGGUUGGGAGAAGGGAGUAAGAUGAAUGAGAAUGAAGCUGUUGUGGUAGAUAAGUGGGCUAGGAGAUUGAUCGCAUCGGGAAUUUCCCCCGCGGAUAUUGGUAUCAUAACGCCUUAUCAAGCUCAAGUCUCUUUACUCUCUUCUAUGCUCAGAGAUGACUUUCCUGAAAUGACUAUUGGAACAGUGGACGGUUUACAAGGCCAAGAAAGAGAGGUGAUCAUACUUUCCUUAGUGAGGUCAAACUCUACUGGUGAAGUAGGGUUUUUGGGAGAGUACAGGAGAUUGAAUGUCGCCAUGACUCGAGCAAAACGUCAACUUUGUGUGGUAGGAGAUAGCGACACUGUCGGUAAAGGCAGCAAGUAUCUUAAAUCGUGGAUGACGUGGCUGGAAGCCAACGCCGAUGUGAGGUACGCAGGCGACGAGAUGUGA